This is a messenger RNA of Ooceraea biroi (clonal raider ant), 10457 nucleotides long. It is a transcript of the gene Pde9, whose product is annotated as phosphodiesterase 9. Lineage: Eukaryota; Metazoa; Arthropoda; Insecta; Hymenoptera; Formicidae. The record is from RefSeq and is a predicted model, not a curated record. Gene Ontology annotation, molecular function: 3',5'-cyclic-nucleotide phosphodiesterase activity. Gene Ontology annotation, biological process: signal transduction.
UUCUAAACAGGCGUACGGCGCGCUGUCACGUCUGCAUCCGUGAGCGCGCUUCAUCGCCGCGCAUCGCUGUCGUCGUCUUCCCCAAUCGCACGUCUCUUUCGACAUAUCUCGAACGACGACGUCGCGCACUCUCCGUUGCGUCCGGACACACGUAAAUUUCGAAGAGCCAAGUGCGUGUACCGACCAAAGCGGCGGGAGAGAGAGCGCUCUCCUUCCUUUUUCCCCCUUUCUCGAUACAAGACUCGCCGUUUCGCGCGUGUUUAAAAGCUGCGAGGGAAAAGGCGUCGCGCGACGUAAAGUGAAGACUCGCAAGAAAAUUGCGCACUGUACACCGUCUCGCAAUUCAUUCUUAAUUUCACGCUCCCUCCGUCAUCCUUUUUCCUUCUCCGUUUUCUCUCCCGUGUUAUUUAUCGUCUCCCCCUCCCCUUUCUCCGUUUCUCUCUUCUUCUUAACUUCUAUCCCGUUUCUCCCUUGCGCUCCACUCAUUCCUUUUCGUACUUCUUCUCCCUCUCCCUAUCCUUUCUCGUUCUCUCUUUCUCUCUCCUUCGUUCCGACGUCGUCUCGUGGGGUCAGUGUCUGCUCGAUCGGAUCCUGAGCAGGAACAUACCGGGGUGGAGGAGGAAGAGAAGAAGGAGGAGGAGGACGAUCUCUCUCUCCGUCGACGAGAGACCGCCGCAAUCGCUGCAGCGCACGCGCAACGUCCUCCGGAGAUCAUUUUCGGAGCAGUCCGUUUUUCGCGCCACGCGACUGUGACACCACGAUGUGACGGCGACAACAUAUCGGAGCAUCGUCGCGGAAUCGACACCGGCAGGAUUGAUCAUCGCGCAAAUUGCGACGCGCCGUCGUCCGUCGUUUGCAUUCGCGUUCGCGUUCGCGGUGCAGGAAACUCACGCUCGCCGCUCCUUAUCACGCUCGCUCCUCGCAUAUAGUAUCACUCGCUUUUUUUCUUGUUCCCGUCGUAUCCCUUCCUCUUUCUUCUCGUCGCGUCAUUCACCGCGACCCCGGUCCUUCUCUCUCGCGCCCGCACGCGCGCGGUGGUGCGCGUUCUCUCCCUCUUUCACUCUCUUUCUCUCUUCCCUCUUGCACUUCGCUCCUCCGCGGUCGCCGUUCGCCAUCUCGUUCGCUCGCGUGUUUUUUCGCAAAUACGAGAAAAAGGAGAAUUAGCGCGAGUGAUACCGCAUCCCGCGAAAGGGAGAAAGACGCAUCGCCCCGGCGAGAAAAAGAUCGGACUAGUUGCAAGUUUGUGUUUUUGUUUAUCCCGGAGUGGACUGCACCGGUAACUGCACACUGCAUCGCACUGCGUUGAUGCUCGAGAGGAAAUAUCGACGUGUCGUAAGCAGCCAUGGCCUUUGUUUUCGUGAGAAAAGACAGUUUCCGUGGCGCUUGAACUGAACGUCUUUGGAUUCGCGCGAGGAUUACCAAUCUCGGAACUUUUUUCGGGGAGAAAAAACCAAGCGAGAAGCAUUCGAAGGAGAGUCACGUACAAACUCGACGAAAUUAACGGCGGAAACAAACGUAAGAAUGGACCAUGAGGAAACGCGGUGCCGGCUGGUAGCAGACGAGCGGUCGGUCGCGCUUACACCCCAUCGUCGCUCGUCGUUGUCGACGCGUUCCCGGUACGUCCAACCCCGAAGCCAGCGGCAGGUGUCGCGCGUGGCAGCAGAUACGAGCUCGACAGGUGCGAUAAUCGGGGGUGGCCCGGUCGUUGCCGCCGCCGGGCCGGCGAUGCGACGAUGAGCUCGCCGAGGGUGCUGCUACCCCUCCACACCCGACCAAAGCCCCGCGCAGUAGCACGGCCGGGUAGUCCCAGAAAGUGCAGCAGCGAGGUCGAGCGACGAGGAGCGGCAGGCGGUUUAAGGCCGAAACUAUCCGCGUGGCCAUGGACCACGAGGCGAGGAACGGAACCGGCAGCGACAACAACGAGGAGUACACCAAUAUUUACUUCAUCGUCGGCGACCGCAGGGAGACAGCCACUUACAAGGCGAACCAGGUCACGGACAUGGAACUCAAGGAGCUCUUCAGAACCGCGGCGGAAGCUGGCCCCCUGGACAUCGUGAAGCUUCGUAAGGGAGACAAGCUCCUUAACAUUUCGACGCAUCUGCCGGCGAACACGCCCGACACGCCCUAUGUUCUGCAGAUCGUCGGCGCGCACCCCGCUUCCUCAGGGGUGAUCGAGGCGGAGGUGCUCUGGGCUCUGGAGAGACGCGUGGCAGCUUUAGAGCGGCAACUGCGGGAGCAUCAGGAGGCUUUAUACGCCACACCCUCCCUCGCCCUGCGGGAACUGAAACGCCAAGUAGACAGUUUCAAGAAUAAAUUGGAAAACAACGAUCAGCUGAGCUGGCUUAGUUUCUAUAAGCAGCUUGCGGAGCCGAUCUAUAUGGACUCCUGCCGCAGAUUGCAGUACCGUCGAAAGAGCGACAGCAUGAAGCGGAAAGUUCGGGAGAAGUUCCUCAAUAUCUGUGACGUGACGGUCUCGUCGAGCGUCCGCGAGUGGCUGCGCUCGCCGGCCUUCGACGCACGACAGUGGGAAGACGAGGAGCUGCUGCUGAUGCUGCAGACAAUGUUCGUCGAGCUCGAUCUACCUCAAAAGUUCAACAUUCCCUUGCCGAUCCUGAGGAACUUCCUCUACGAGGUCUACAACAACUACAACGAGGUGCCAUUUCACAAUUUCAGGCAUUGCUUCUGCGUGGCGCAGAUGAUGUACGCGAUAGCCUGGGCAGUGGACUUGCCGUCGAAGAUCGGCGACCUCGAGGUCCUCGUACUGAUCGUCUCCUGCAUCUGCCACGAUCUCGAUCAUCCGGGCUACAACAAUAUCUAUCAGAUAAACGCGCGAACUGAACUGGCGCUGCGCUACAAUGACAUCUCGCCCUUGGAGAACCACCACUGUUCCGUGGCGUUCCGGGUCCUGGAAGCGCCCGAGUGCAACAUCCUCGCGUCCCUGGACAAUCCCACGUAUAGAAUAGUGCGCGAGGGUAUCAUAAGAUGCAUCCUGGCCACCGACAUGGCCCGGCACAACGAGAUCCUCGGCCAGUUCACCGACAUCACUCCCGAAUUCGAUUACACCAGCAAGGCGCACAUAAAUUUGCUGUCCAUGAUCCUGAUCAAAGUGGCUGACAUAAGCAACGAGGCACGCCCGAUGGAAGUCGCGGAACCGUGGCUGGACAGGUUGCUGCAGGAGUUCUUCAAGCAAAGCGACGCGGAAAAACUCGAGGGUCUUCCGGUCACGCCCUUCAUGGAUCGCGACAAAGUAACCAAACCGUCGUCCCAAGUUAGCUUUAUCGGCCUAGUUCUCCUUCCCCUUUUCGAGGCUCUCGGCGAACUUUUACCCGAACUGCAGGAUCUAAUAGUUCAACCGGUCAAGGAAGCUCUGGAGUACUAUCGUCGGCUGAACGAGGCAGCCAAGGACGAGCGUCACCAUCGGAAGAGUGUAGUGGAUGUUGGAGAGUCGGCUCCGGCUAACGCGCCGAUCGGCGGCACCGGCACGUCCGUGUUCAUUAAGUCCACGUCGUCACAUAGCAUGCGUUCGAAGAGAUCUGCCGGGACGAUCCACUCACGCUCGCGCUCCACUGAUGACGACAUCACGGAAAACCUGACGAUGGAGGAGGCGGACAACAUUGAGAGUUCCGAUCCGGAAACCGCUACGGAGGUGGAAAUCAGCGAGAAGACACUCAAGUUUAAGAUCUCUACGGAAGGCACGCUGGCCGGGCCGACCUCUGGCCGGAAGAGUUACCCCGGCAGCCGGAAGGGCAGCCGAGAAAAGUCCUCGUUGGAUUAUCACAAUCAUGACCUGGCCAAGGCCGUGCGGGAUCACGAGCGCGAGAGGAGACGCAGCAAAGGCGAGAACCUUGGCAGCGACCUGAGUUCGCCGGUGAGCGCGAGGUCCGCCGAGGGCAUGCGGAUCCUUGAGGAGAUGAAGAGGGACGAGGCGCCUUUUUUAGACAUCAAGAUCGAGACCAGGCUACCCGAAGGAAAUGGCAACGUUGUCGCGGUGGAGACCCGUCCGCAGCAGCCGAAGAACAACCUCAGGAAGACCAGUUGCGUGAUCGAGAACGAUCAGGAGAGCAGACCGAGCCGCAGGGACACGCACAGCAGUCGAGAGUCGAUCGGUGUGCGAUGCUGCUGCGAAGACAAGACCGGGCCGAACAAUCACAAGUCCCUGUUCUCGCGGUUGAGGAAUAUCACCGACCGCCUGAGCAUCAGCUUCGAUUCGAAGGACUCGCAUAGCCCGAAACCGAAGCACGCAUCGAAGAUGCUCAGCAAGAGUAACUCGGUGAGCAGCGGUUCGGCCACGACUACCACGUCGAGGCACAACAACUCUUUGUUCAUCUGCAAGCGUUGCAAUCUCGUCAAGCCCCUUAAGGACGGCGGUAAAGCGAUUGCGACUGUAGUGGAGCUGUCAUCAGUGGACAAACGAGCAAUGACCCUGCCGAAGGUUCGCAAAUCCACCGACCACUGUAAGAACAAGAGCUGGAGGACGGUUUUCGCCAAGGAGAAGAGAUCAUCUACUUCUCUGGAAGCACUGCCGGCGGCUGCUGACGGCUCUACGUCCAAACACCGCAGAAACCUGUCGAAUCCCGAAGGCAAAUCGCAAAGUAUGAAGGAGGGGAAGAGCCGACACGCGCUGGAUAUCGAAUUCCGGGAGCUCAACGUGCGCCCGAAGAAGCAACAGCAGCCCGAGAUCAUCGUUAAUCCCGACGACAGCGUCUGCGACGAUGAGGAGGACCUCGGCAAGGUGGAGAUUAGGAGAAGCUCGGCCAGCAUGGAAGAUAUUUCCAAGAUGGCGAAGCAGGCGGAGGCUGCCGCUGUACUAGGCUCGCUGGAUGCCAGCAAGGGGGAGGAGCGCCCGCACACCGGUAGUCUGGACUCAAUGCUGUGCAAGGAGGUGUGCAAGUCACGAAAGAAGCACCCGACCGUGUACUCUUCACCCGCUACGUCGAAAAAAUCGUCGCCCGGUCUGUUUUCGCGUUUCAAGUCCGGUAUGAGUAUCGACAGCACUCGCAGCAACAGUAACAGCGACUCCCUGCACGACCAGGGCUCACAAAGCGGUUGGAUAUCUUCGUUGACGGCCAGCUUCCGACCGAAGAGGCACCCGAACGAGACGCCGUUGUCGCCGCAUCCGCCAAGGUCGCCCAGCAGGGAGGAAAUCAAGUGAUACGUUCUGGUGGUCGAGGAUCCCUCCGAAAAGAAGCUUGGCCUCCGUGGCUGGUGGCCCGAGAACUUGUUCUGCUGCAACAGCUAAGACUCGAGCGAAAGAAUUUACAAUUUCUACUAAAGAACCGAUUAACUCAGAAGUAUCCGUGAAAUCGCUAUCGUAUCGCAACGCGGGAAACUAAUAACACGAUUUUUCCGAGAAGAGGUCUCCAAUUUUCUAACGCAGAAGCAUUAAUUAAUCGGCGUCGUUUAAUAACGUGAGUCGAGGAUGCAUCCGAUCUAAAAAGUACGUUUCGCGAAGCAAGACGUGAGGAUGAUCGUAGAUCGCACGACAUUUUCGUAAACGAGAUCUGUUCCUGCGUGUAAUUAAAAGUAGUCAAUUCGAACGAGCACGCCAGCUCGAACAAGCCAAUUAUUCAGGAGGUAUUAGAUACGAUUUCCAAUUGAACUGAGUUCUUCUUGAUUGAAUUUUCUUGCGGGAGGAUCCUCAUACGACCAUGAUUUCCUAUUCGUCUACUUUUAAGUGUUUUACAUUAUGACGACCGAAAUCGUAAGAAUCGGGAUACGAUUAUCUGUGAGGGACACCUACGGCCUGUGGAAAACGAGAAUGUACGCUAUAUACAUAGACUAUUUUAUUUAUUGUCCAAUUAAAGAGUAGCCUAAUGAGCAUAUAUAUAUAUAUAUAUAUAAAAUCAUUAAUGUUGUUCGUUAUUAUACAUAUUAUAUAUAUAUAUACACGCAAGUGCAGAUGUACACAAAAAAUGUAAGGAUGUACAUGCAUCUCCAUCGAUAUAUAUAUAGAGAGAAAAUCUAUAGUGUAUACACGAGCGAGUGGAUAGUUAAAGAUAGAAGAGGAGGAUGAAGCAGAAGACAAACGAAUAGAUUUAUAAGCGUGACUCUGUCGUAUCGAUGUACGAUUCAGUUUCAAGAACCGUGUAACCGUUAAGGAUGCGAGGACGAGGUAAGAAAACAUUAUCUCAGACUAUUUUUAGAAUCUUCUGAGAAUAAUCCUGUUUUUGGAGAUAAUAUUUUCUCAGAAUUUUCUAGAAGUACCACAACUCCCGGAAAAUACGCGAUAAUUCUGAAAUAAUCCUGAGAAUCGCGGAAUAGUCUCAGAUUAUUUUCGUUUCCGGAUACUAUUUCUCGUUAUAUAGAACUAGAAUCCGCCGCGACGAAAGCAGAAACGGGAGAUCUGUCGGAAUAGUUGUGCUUCAUUGCUGCACCGUUCGUCGAGGCAAAUACGCGGUAGAAAGUUUCAUUGGUCCAUCGAUGGCUCGGACAACGCUGGGAUCCGUUACCUAGUCCCGCUGCUAAAGGCAAUUUAAUGCAAUUUUGCUUGAGGAGUCACAUUGUAUAAUACUUUUUGAAUUACUUAGAAAAUACAAAAGAGUAAAGCAAAAUUUUUUCGGAAUUUUUUAAAGCAAUCAGCGAAAUGUUUUCUAAACGUUCCCAGCGUUCCUCCGAAUGUCGCGAGAAGGAAUAAUAAUGUGGAAAAACAAUAACGAAAUGUAACCUGAUAAUUCGCUUCUCAACUGGAUUAUAACUAUCUUAUCUGCGAAUAUAUAUCACAGGAAAAAUUCAGAUGUGUCAUUCCAAAUUCUCGGUAUACUUGCACAACACACGCGCAAACGCGAUCACUUCCUUACGACGCGACGUCCCGCUUUUCACUUUUAGGUGUUUAUAUUUUUAUACUCCAUUAGAUGCGUUUGUAUGGCGAUUAAAAACCGCAUGUAUUGUUGAACUCUAGUCUUAUGUUAUCGUCUUCGGACCCAAAAGUAGGUUUCGGGCGAAUUCCUUUCUUUGUGGCGCGUAUUCAUAAGGAAAAGAAACCUCGAUGUGCGCGCGAGUGAGCGAGCGAACGAGCGAACGAACGAACGAUUCUGUGUCAAUUAUUUGACUGAUUAUUUGACCAACGAUUAUUUUUAUCUAUCUUUUCUCUCUCUCUUUCUCACACUCUCUCUCUCUCUCUUUCUUCUCUCUUUAUCUUUUCCCUUAUAGAAUCAAGAUUCGUCGAUUAAACCAAAUGAAACUAAAUGUAUAAUGAUUCGAAUGAAAAGUCAAGUUUACGUGCGUGAAAUCACAAAACAGAUAAUUUUAACAAAUAUAUAUAUAUAUAAAGAAUAAAGAUUGCGAAUUUAAUUUAAAGCUCAGCUUUUUAUUCGGUACCAAGUCUUGCUACUAGAACGCGAGAAAACCGGAAGGUGGACAAUUACGUCAAACGCUAAAACCCUUUUGCAAUUUUUCCUUUUAAAAAAAGCCAAGAGUUUUCCUAGAUGGGGAAUAGGGUGUUGUCAGGAGACAAAAGGAAUAUAUAUUAAGGAUUAUUAAGGAGAACGAAAGAAAAAAAAAGAAUAAAACGAAUAAGAAACGAGCAGGAAAGUGUGUGUUCGGGAAGGCGUAGUGCCGGUCUAUGUAGCGGCAUACAUUAAUGAUAUAUUAUCAAAUCCUCCGCGAUGUGAGAUGAAAGAGGGCAUUUGAUUUUGAUCAUCGAAUCGGGAGUACCGAAUAAUCACGAGAGCGAGCUGGGUUUCGCUCUGAUAUCUGGGGAUUCUAAUCUUAAUAAGACUUUGUACAAUGUAUCUCCGCAUGUAGAUUCGCGGGAAUCACGAAAUGGAUAACACACUAUCCGUUUCAUAUCAUUAUUGGGGUUUUCCACACUUUCUCGACACACGUCUUAUAAGGAAUACCAGAUAUGCACUGCGAGCCGCGUCCGAUAAUAUUGUUUUAACGAAAAACUGAGAGGUCAAGCUUAAUUGCACGGGCUAAAUGCAAACGAAAUCAAAAUUGAGCGUUUAUCAAAGGACUCUCGCGCGAUACGACCAAAGAUAUUCUCACGUUUUUAUUUUACUCUCUAGAGAAAAUCAAAUGCACUUUUUCCCUUGGUAUCGCUCACUCUUUGUGCCUGAUUGUCACUGAUGUUCAAACGAAAAGGAACACAAUGGGCCAAUCGAGCCGUAGCGUACGGCGUCGUUUAUUCGUCAAUUGAAUCUUUAAUCCUGCUAGGAUUUUUCUCAUACUCUAAUUACUGUCCGCGUCAAUUAUAAAAUUGAUAAAACACAUUCAGACCCGUUCACGUAAUUCAUUGCCUCUAUUAUCAAGUCAGCAUCGGGGAAAAAAAAUUGUGUAUCGUUUGCUUGGUUUUAUUUAUUGUCUCUUUUACCGAAACAAUUACUACGUAUACGAGAAUUAUACUCAACUGAAGUUACCAGAUAAUUAAAAUUUAUUUUCGGAAUCAGUAUUUGCGAGAAAAGUAAACCUGCUUUGCUUCCAAAGAAAUAUUUGAUUGAAUUAAAUCUGGUUUGUUACUUUAUUAUUAAAUAUACUUUCACGUUAGAUUAUUGAACAAAAAAAUAAAUGAUUUCAUUUGAUAAAUCUUGAUUAAACAUAUGCUAGAUGUGGACGUAUAUAUAAUAUAAUGGUGCUAGAAUAUAAUUCAAGAAUAAUCCAUACUAAUAGCGUCUUGAGUUUUUCCGUAAUCUUUUUGGUUGAACAACGCUGAGCGUUAGUUAAUUAUUAAACAGAUAUUCUCGCAAAAUGCUAUUGCGAUAAUGGCAUAUGAAUUGUUCAUGAAUGUGGCAAUUAAGGUAAAUUUUAAUGUAUACUUUUCAGUACGAGUUACAAAUUACUGAAAUAUAACAUUAAUACGAUUAAUGCCAUUUUUUAAAUGGAUUAUCUCUAUAUUGUAGCAGACAGUUUUGAAUUAUAAUGCGUAAUAAUCUUUCAAUGUGCGUUCUCCGUGAGCUCACACAAAUCAAACCAUAUGAACAAAUUCCGUGUUUAUAAAAAUUUCGCUCUCCGUCUCUCGCCGUCCCUUUCUCACAAAAUCGUUAAAGUAAGAGUCGCUGAUCGCUAAGAGGAAAGAAAAGGAUAUCAGAUCGUUGCACUGAUCAUCGUUAGGUGAAUAUUAAUUAAUUGAAAUUUCUGCGUACGCGUAAUUUGACUGUUCACGCGAGAACCUCUUGUAUAUACAUACAUACAUACAUAUACAUAUAAAUGAACACAGAAAAAAGUAAUUAUAUAAAUAAAUAAAUAAAUAUAUAUAUAUACCUGAUAUUCAAGAUGCUAUAAGAACAAGAACAAAAGGUACAGUUAAUGCUCGCGGGCGAGUUAUACUAACGCGAUAUUAUAAUAUUAUUAUAACAAUAUUACGACAUUGUGUGGACGAAGUGUGUAUAGUUAUGUGUGUAAAGUAUCCAUGGAAAUCCUACACGCAUUGCGGGAGAUGUAUUGAUUUGUUGCUGUUCAGUGAUGGCGGCAUAUUUAUCCUUCUAGUGAUCGCAUUUAGCACUGAUUAUAUUUCUUUCGUAAUUACUGCGUGAAAUAUUCCGAGAGAAAAACAUUUCGAAUCUAAUCAGACUGAAAAAAAUAUUUACAUUGCGGUCAGAGUAACGCGAUUUGAUUUUAUUUUCACGCUAUAUUAUUUUAUAAAAGAUAACCGAUAUUGUUCGAAUAUUUGGAAAAAGCGGCGAAGGAGAUAUUAAAACUUUGAUAAUUGAUAUCUGUAUUAUUGCAAUAUAGUGAGUCGGUCAAAAAAUUCGAUUCGAUUUUUGCGUCAAAUUUUACUUUAUUGCAUUUGGUAGAAAUAAAUUCAUAAAUAUUCAUCAAUCAAUAUCAAUAUUCAUCAUCGUUGUCUAUGAUUAGAUAUUAUUGUCUAUGAUAUAGACAUUACCAACAUUAUUGCUUAUAUUAUGUGUAUUACGGCGUUUUGAUAUUAAAAAUCGAACCGAACUUUUUGGCUAACUCAAUAUUAAUUCGAUGCAUAUCAUUCUGAUUGCAAACAUACAUAUAUUCUUGAAAACGACAAAAUGUGGACCAUAUAUAUAAUAAAAUUCUCUCCUAGGAACUCAUAUAACAUAAAAGCUUGCCGGAACGUUGUUGUAAAGUUGCUGUGCUGUAUGGGAAAUAAAAUAUUAAAGUAUCUAAAUUUCAAGAAUAAGUCAUUAAAAUUGUUCGUAUACAAUCAUCAACGAUGUACAAGCGCAAAGUUUGUUUUUGCGACUCUACGAAUUAAAAUAAUCGCGAUCAUAAUGCAAAGCCCGCCGUCACUGAACACGAAGUACGCGUGAAACAGUAUAUAUGGGAUAUACUAUCGAUAUAUGGUAUUUAUCAUUCCAUUUGAUUCCAAGGUGUGUUGUAGUUAUACAUUAUAGAAGCAUAAUUUUAAGUGAUUCACGUGAUCGAUCGUCCGGCGAGCGAAUCGCCCGCUCGUCAAUCGACCGUGAGUCUUUUUGUAAAUGAGAGAGUAAGCGAAUGAAAAUAAAUAUAUAUACAUAUACCUGUGUAUAUGUGUAUAUGUAUAUACAUUG